Penaeus chinensis is the source of this 429-nucleotide messenger RNA. RefSeq names its product sporozoite surface protein 2-like. The transcript is spliced from 2 exons. Lineage: Eukaryota; Metazoa; Arthropoda; Malacostraca; Decapoda; Penaeidae. Bases 1 to 429 code for a protein of 142 amino acids. The record is from RefSeq and is a predicted model, not a curated record.
AUGAAUCGCCGACCCCCAGAACGACCCCGCAUGAACCCCCCGCGCCACACGAGCCGUCAAAACCGCCCGACGCCAUCACGAGCCCGUCAUGAACCGUCGACUCCAUCCCGCCCCCGUCAGAACCCCGACCCCUCACGACCCCCGUCUGAACCCCCCGACGCCGAAAGGGCCCCCUCUAAAACGUCGACGCCAUCACGAGCCCCAACGAGCCCGUCAGAACCGCCGCGCCGCAACGAGCCCGUCAUGAAUCCCGACGCCAGUCACAAGCCCGUCAUGAACCGCCGACGCCAUCACGAGCCCGUCAUGAACCGCCGCGCCAGCAACGGACGUCAUAACCCCCCGGCCCUCACGGCCGUCAUGAACCCCCGGACGCCUCACGACCCCCCGUCAAAAACCCCCGACCCCAUCACGACCCCGUUUGAACCGUGA